Messenger RNA from Mytilus trossulus (common blue mussel), 1916 nucleotides. Its product is annotated as alpha-2C adrenergic receptor-like. Lineage: Eukaryota; Metazoa; Mollusca; Bivalvia; Mytilida; Mytilidae. Gene Ontology annotation, biological process: neuropeptide signaling pathway. Bases 31 to 1470 code for a protein of 479 amino acids. The transcript has 2 exons. Gene Ontology annotation, molecular function: neuropeptide receptor activity. The record is from RefSeq and is a predicted model, not a curated record. Gene Ontology annotation, cellular component: plasma membrane.
UGUAUCCGAUACAUCAAACGAUUUAUUCAAAUGGAUACAAUGAAUUCCAGCAGUGACAAUGAAACAACCAACAAAACUGGUUUUAACUGGAUUAAUAGGGAGGAAGAAGUGGCAAGUCUUCUGACUCCGGUUGUUGCAUAUAUUUCCGUUCUCAUGACUUCCGGUGUGAUUGGCAAUUCUCUCGUCUGCUACAUCUGUUACCGGAAAUGGAAAGAAAGAAAAAUCAAAUACUUCAUUGGUUUUCUUGCAACUUUUGAUUUGCUCACGUGCUGCAUUUGUAUGCCGAUGGAAUUAGUUAUGCUACGACAACCUCUCUUGAUUGAAAAUGACAUUCUUUGCAAACUACAGAGAGGUACACGUGCGAUUACGUCUUUAGCUGCCGGAGGAAUGCUUGUCAUAAUUGCUGUUGAUAGGUAUAUCAGUAUAUGCAAGCACACACGCACGCGAAUACAACCGUCACAGGCACGUCGUUUAUGCUUAGUUUCCGUAUUUUUGGCAUUGCUAUUUUCAUGGCCAGCAUUUAUUUUAUUUGGCAUGAGAAGUCGGGACACCGAUAAACAAGUGAUUGCAGAAACACAAUGCUCAACAAUUAAUGAUUAUGGUGAUACGUAUCCGCUUGUUUACUAUGGGAUUAUAUUUGUUCUGUUUUUCGGCAUAUCGAUAUCGCUUGUUUUGUUUUACACUUUGAUUUGGUUAAGAAUUUUACGACUCCCGAAUUUGACGUCAUCAGCCAUGUCGACUGCAAAGAGACAGUCCGCAUCUGAAAGUGCUGACUUAACCGCUGCUAGUUUUCAAAAUACUUUGAACUUUGACACAGCAAAUAAGUCAACGGAAGAAUCUACAAAUGGAACGUACAUGCUUUCUUUUAAGCAAUCAGAAGAAAAUGGAAACCCAAGAAGGAAUACUUUAGACAGAAGGCGACACAGGUCAAAUGUAGAUGAAAGCGAUUCAUGCGAUUUUUCGACCGAUAUUUCGAGAAGUAAUUCCAUAGAUUACAUGGGUAGAAAACAAAAUUAUCCUGUUACUGUGAACAAUAACGAACAAGGAGACACAGAGGUCAUGCGACCAAGAAAAAAUACACAGGAAGGUCGAAGUAAAAGCUUCAAUAGGAAAUCCUCGUUCCUGGGUUCAAUAAGUAUGUCAAGUAAUGGUUCGAGACGAUCUAACAGUAAUAUGGUGCGCAGACGUCGAAUAACAAUAGCUAUGUUUGUGAUAACGAUUGUACAAAUUCUCAGUUUUCUUCCAUAUAUUGUGCUGCUUAUUUGCAAAAGUUUUCUUCCGGAGUUUCUGUCUUCGCUUAACUCACAUGCUCAAGUUGCAUAUAAUAUCGGUAUACUAUCACAUUUUAUCAGCAGUGGUGUUAAUCCAUUCGUUUACGGAUUUUGUAGUAAAAUAUUUCGGCGGGAAUUUAAGAAAGUGUUCUGUAAAAAGCUAAAACAUUACUCUAUUUUCCGAAUGAUUCAUUCAUGAACUUAAUAUUUUCUUGAAUUCGAAUGUCUUCUUCUCGAGUGAAGCAAAAGAACAAUUGACGAAUAAGCCUAAAUUGUAUUCGCAUAUAUAUGAAGCGUUAUCAAUCUUGACUAUAGCAUUCUUAAUCUCAGCACAGCUCGGACAAAUAUUUAAAAAGGUGACUUAUUGCCUAUACAAUAUCUGAUGACGAAUUACACAUGUCAACACACAUAUACAUUGGAUUUAGAGCAAUAUUAUGCAGAUGAUAUGCCUCUGGCAUUACGCACAAAUACUCUUUAAACAAAUGUUUGUCAAGUCUUACAAUUCUUAGUCUCUCAUUUCUAAAGAAUGGAACAUUUGUUAUGAAUGACCUACACGAAUGUAUCAAAGCUUUUGUACUGAUGAGAGUCUGUUAAAUUAUGCAUUACUUACAUGUAUACUAGUUUUGUAAUAAAUAUGCAGAUAUA